Messenger RNA from Aspergillus chevalieri, 2214 nucleotides. Its product is annotated as DUF3435 domain-containing protein. Bases 1 to 2214 code for a protein of 737 amino acids. NCBI's taxonomy places the organism in Eukaryota, Fungi, Ascomycota, Eurotiomycetes, Eurotiales, Aspergillaceae. The transcript has 5 exons. The record is from RefSeq and is a predicted model, not a curated record.
AUGCUGGUGGUUGACCCUGAGAAUAACCCAUAUUCCUUUCCAGCGCUGGAAUACAUGGCAGAAUCGCCAGCGUUGGUGCAUAUUAUCCAAUCAAUCAGUGCUCACCAUGAACAAUACUUCUCGCGCGCCAUAGUCACUGCCUUCGAGGAGAGGGGCAAGGCCCUGCUAUUAUUGCGGAAGGAGCUGGAACAGCAGCCGCGGACCGGGUCGCAAGCAUCCCUUCUUCUGACUAUGAUGUUGCUGGCAAUGUCGCACGGAGUUGACUGCGAUAUGGCCGAUUUUGAACGCGAAGAACCCUCUAAAUGGAUUAAUGCACAUCAGGCGCUUAGAGAGGUGACGCCAAAUGAUAUUCACCGGUUCUUGAACUAUUGUCUGAAGCUUAAGUAUGGUCAAGGGGGGCGGCAUCUGAAAGGCACAAAAAAGGCUAGCGCUCUCCGCGCAGAUUGGAAGAGCCUUCGAGGAUAUUACCGCAAGAUCACACGGAACAAAAUCAGUCAAGAUGAUAGCGAGGAAGUCAAUGCAGGUAUUCGAAGUCUGGUAGACAAGUUUCAAUUGGAUACCCAGGAGCGGGAUAAAACUCCGGUUUAUAUUCAGGAUCUAACAGAGUUCACGGAAACUAUUCUGCGGACUCAGGAGAAGCGGUUCUACGUGGGAUAUGAGCGGAUACAACUGUGUAUCUUCACCAUGCUUGGUAUAUACACAGUAAAUCGCCUCAGUGCCCUACUCUCUCUCCAGUUCAAACACUUGCAGUUUUCGAUUCAGAGGGAUCCUCUUGGUGGUCCUCCUGUGCUGCUUGUAGAAAUACGAUCAGAGCACACAAAACAAUUUCUAGGCAUAUCUCAGCUCAAUAACUUCCCUCUUCCUGAAAUUAUCGAUGAUCCUUCUCUUAUUUUUAGCCCACAUGUCUUCCUCUUCGGAACUCUCUUUUGGUUGAAUGCUUUUGCAGCUCCUCGUCUGAAUUCUAUGGAACGCCUCAGAGAAUUAUUGAUCGAAGAUGGCCGCCAGCAAAUGGUAUUACCAUUGAAGCCUGAAAUCAAAGAAUACUACCUUUUCUGCAUGACCCGGGUUGUAGAUGGGGAUGCAGUACUUCAAUGGAAUCAACCCAUGAAUGAGAGCACUAUGUCCGGACGAUUGAACAGUCUUGGGUUGAUUCACGGCUGGCUUCACUCUAUGUUUGCUCACCGGUUCCGCUAUGGUGGAGGCAAGAUGCUGAAUGAGAGCGGAGCUGUGAGCGAAGCUCAACAGAAUUUGAUUAUGAAGCACGCUGAUAUCCGCACAUUCUUGGACCACUACCUUCCACGCAAUAUCGACACAGAUAUGCAAAAUAUUAUGAAUGGUCGUGAUCCAAACACCACAUUGAUGCGCGCCAUCACUCGCAUGAGCCGGUGGAUAGACAAGAGACGCCCCCGACACCUUUCAGACAAACAAAGAGCCUCCCUUCGUCAACAUCCAGACUAUUUGGAAGCUGUACGACGACGGGACAAGCGAGCAAGGGCGAUCAAGCACAAUUCUAGCCCACAGAUGCAGUCACAAUUAGACAGGUUGUCACGGGAAGUAACAAACACAUUCAAUCGAUUGUGCAGGGCUCUGAGAGAAACAACGCGGAAAGAAUUUGACCAUAAACAGGCGGUCAUUGAUAUUGAGCGUCAACUGUCUGGCACAGCUGUGAAUGAUGACGAAGCGAAGGAAGUCCUUCAGAAUGAGGCUCAAAUGCUUCCAGAUCAGAUCCACCUACUUGAGAAGCUCCUCACCUGGCCCACGUCUCGUUCCUUGGAAGCGGAGUGGCAGCGUCGGAAUGUAGCUGUCAUGGCAGUUACCAAGUAUUGCUCCGUUCGUGAGGGAGGCCCUUUACGAGGACGGUCUAAGCGAAAAGUACCAAGUGAAGGUUUUGAUGAUGAACAGCCUGUCACGCGCAAACACAAUGCGGGUGGACACUGUAGCUUGGACCUCUCCCCUCCCCCCAAAAAUAUACUUCAAAAGGCAGAAGAACAUAUCAGAACGGCUGAGCGGCCGAAGAAAUGUUUCCAAUGCUAUGGAGAUGAUCAAUUACCGGAUCACCGUCGAGCCCAAGAGUGGACAGAAUAUAAGUCAAUUCUCAGACAUUUUCGGAGCAAGCAUCUGAAAGACCGAAGAUGUGAUUUUUGCGAGACCGAACUUCUGCAUGAGAUGCACCUGCGCAACCAUGCAGCUGCAAUACACCGUCUGGUAACAUGA